Messenger RNA from Mustela lutreola (European mink), 876 nucleotides. RefSeq names its product ADP ribosylation factor related protein 1 (gene ARFRP1). The transcript has 8 exons. Gene Ontology annotation, molecular function: GTPase activity; GTP binding. Gene Ontology annotation, biological process: protein localization to organelle; Golgi to plasma membrane protein transport; intracellular protein transport. NCBI's taxonomy places the organism in Eukaryota, Metazoa, Chordata, Mammalia, Carnivora, Mustelidae. The record is from RefSeq and is a predicted model, not a curated record. Gene Ontology annotation, cellular component: Golgi apparatus. The coding region runs from base 137 to 742 and encodes 201 amino acids.
GCGCCGGGACGGCUCCGCCCUCCGCGGGCGCCGGCUUGCGUCCCGUCGGGCCGCGCGCGAGGUCAGCGCGGGGUCAGCGGAGGUCGGCGGGGUCAGGAGCGCGGCGGCUCCGUGGCCCGGACGGGCGCGAGGCAGCAUGUACACGCUGCUGUCCGGCCUGUACAAGUACGCGUUCCGGAAGGACGAGUACUGCAUCCUCAUCCUCGGGCUGGACAACGCCGGCAAGACGACGUUCCUGGAACAGUCGAAAGCGCGCUUCCACAAGGGCUACAGGGGCAUGAGCCUGUCCAAGGUCACGACCACCGUCGGUCUCAACAUCGGCACUGUGGACGUGGCCAAGGCGCGCCUCAUGUUCUGGGACCUGGGGGGCCAGGAAGAGCUGCAGUCGCUGUGGGACAAGUACUAUGCGGAGUGUCACGGCGUCAUCUACGUCAUCGAUUCCACGGAUGAGGAGAGGCUGGGCGAGUCCAAGCGAGCAUUUGAGAAGAUGGUCACGAGUGAGGCUCUGGACGGCGUCCCCAUAUUGGUCCUGGCCAACAAGCAGGACGUUGAGACUUGUCUCUCCAUCCCCGACAUCAAGACCGCGUUCAGCGACUGUAGCUCCAAGAUCGGCAGACGCGACUGUCUGACCCAGGCCUGCUCGGCUCUUACAGGCAAAGGGGUGCGUGAGGGCAUCGAGUGGAUGGUGAAGUGCGUCGUGCGGAACGUGCACCGGCCGCCGCGGCAGAGGGACAUCACGUAGGUGUGGCCGGUGGCCACCGGUGCCCACGACUCCUCCGAGUACCCGCGGAGAGCUCCUGCGGGCUCCCCGCCGCCAGCCCUGGGGGUCGGGUUUGCUUUGCUUUUAGUUCUUCAUUGGCUUUGUUUUCUCUUUAA